AUGAAAAACAAUAUCAAAAAAGCCAAAUCGGCUGCAAUGGUCACAGUUCCUACUUCACAACAACAACAACAACAACAAACAUCUACUAACCACGAUUGGCAAAUACCACCUGACGAUAAUAGUGUAAAUAAUGAAAUGGAGAGUGGAACAUUACCACCAGCAACAAUGUUAUUACAUUCUAAUGAUUCAAUUCAUCCAAUGCCACCAUCUGAUUCUCCAAUGAAUCAAUUUUCUGAUAUAUUUUCUUCAAGACAAUCAGUACAACUAAAUAAUAAAACAAAUAAACGAAAACUCGAUGAUUUUGUUGAUCCAUCAUCAACUGAUUUUGACUCAUCAUCUUCUAUAAAACCACAAAAAACUGAACAAAAUGAAACAGAACGAUCACUUAGCAGAACAGGAACUCCUUUGUCAAAUGGUCCUCUACCACCACCACCACCUUCUUCAACGCCGUCUCGGAAUGGCAAUGAUAACGGUCCAUCAUCAUUUGAUUUUGGUCCAACAAGUAAUAAUAAUAAUAAUAAUAAUAACAAUAAUAAUACCGGUAGAAAUACACCAAAUUCAUCAUUAUUUGCACGGCAAACACCACCACCACCCUCUUUACAACAGCAGCAACAACAACAACAACAACAAUCUUUAUCUCAACUACCACCACCAUCAUCAUAUAUGCCAAUGUCACCUCGAAAUCAAUAUUCAGUUACCAGUGAUACUCCAUAUUUACAAACAAAUAAUCAAGUGUUUGUAUUUACAACACAAUUGGCUAAUGAAGCAGCAGAAUCUGUAUUAAAAAAUGAACAUCCAAAUAUUAUUGAAUACCAUAAAUCAUUACCAUCUACUUCUCAAUAUUUAAAUUCUCUUUCCAAUAAUAUGAAUAACAGUCAUAAUUCAUUACUUGGUGGUCCCAUGCAUAUGAAUCAUGGUCCUCCACCUCCACCUGGAUGUCAUUCACCUCGAACUAUGCAAAUGAUGAUGGGCGGACCAGGACCUCAUAAUCCACAUUUACAACAUCAUAAUAAUAUCGGUGGACCACCACCUAAUUGGCCACAUCCACAUUUUCAUCCACAUCAACAACAACCACCAUUUGGUCGUUUAACGCCCGGACCUGGUGGUUUACCUCCACCAAGUCAUCUAUUACCACCAGGUGGAAUGAUGAUGAAUGGUCAACCACCAUCAGAUGGUAUUGAAAAUUUAACACCUGAACGAGCAAAACAUCGAAAAAAUCAAUUAAAUAAAAUAGAAGAUCUAAAAACAAAAAUUACUGGCGGACGAAAUCGCGGUGGUAGAGCUAAGGCAAAUGCUGCUGCAGCAGCGGCAGCUUCUGGUAAUAUGCCGUCAUCGAUGAACGGUGGACCACUACCACCAAAUUCACUUGAUCCACAUCAACAGCAAAUGAUGAUGAUGAACAGUCCACAUGGUGUCGGUCCACCUCAUCAUAUGAUGGGAAUUGGACCACCACAACAACCACCGCCACAUAUGUUACCUCCAGGUAUGCGGGGACCUGAUGGAAUGAUGCUUGAUAUGAAUGGUCUACCACCGCCACCACAUGGUUAUAUGAAUGGGCCAAUGCCACCAAAUUUUCAUGGACAAUAUGGUCCAGGACCAGGUGAUCCAUAUGGACAAUUACCUCCACCACUUCAACAAGCACAAGCAACACGAGAUUGGAAUAAAAUGCAAAUGGAACAUAUUGAAGGUAAAGUACAACAUAUGCGUGGACAACCACCACCUUAUUCUUCACAAUCACCAUCAUCAUUAACACCUCCAAUUGCUACGACGUCAACGGGUGGUGCAAUAGGACCAAAUGGAAAAUUACUUUCACCAAAAAUGGAACCAUCCACUACACCACGUCUAUAUAAGGUUGGUCAACCAGAAAAAUUCAUGCCUGAUUCAUUACCGUCAUCAGCGAAUAAAAAACUACCUGGUAAUCCAGGUGAAGUACAAUUAACAUCAUCACCAACGCAAAUGGAUUAUAAUGAAAUCGGUAUGGAAGGUGAAGAAUUGAUUAUUUCAAGGCAUCUGAAUCGAGCCUACAGACCAACGAAUGGAGUUAGUGGUGGUUUACCACUACCAUCAUCAUCUUCAUCGUUAAAAGAUGAACCUAUGACACCAUUAGCACGAUCCACGUCUACACCAAAUAAUAAUCUAAAUCCAUUAUCAUGUGGACAACAACCAGCUGGUUCAACUACACCUACUCAUAUUUCACAAGGAUCAUCAUCACAUCUUACACCACAAAGUGUAUCAGCUGUAUCACCACGUCCUGCUAAAUUAACUGGAAACAGUAGUUUAUCAUCACCAUUAAUGCUUUCAAAUAAUAAUUCAUCAGGUAAAGAUGAACCAUUAGAUAUGAACGGUGGUCCAAAAACACCAACAUCAAAUAUGGCACCACCAUUAAGUAGUAUGUUACAAAUGACAAAUAGUUUACAAUCAGCGAAUUCUCCAUACAAUUCAUCGAAUAAUACGGGAUCAAAACCACCAUCUUUAUCUUCAAAUCUUAGUGGUAAUGGACCACUAUUGACUAGUCCAAAUCUAGGACAUAUGGGUAAAUCAAUGGAUCAAUUUCCUCCACCAUCUCAUAUGUCUUUACCACCACAUCAACAGCAACAUAUGCAAUUUCAAAAUAUGAAUCCACAUCAUCGAAUGAUGGGUAUACCGGAAUCGAUGCCACCACACUAUAAUCCACAUCAUGGCGGUAAUUUACCACCACCACAUCCACAUAUGUAUAAAAUGAUGCCUCCACAUCAUUCAUUCGAUCCAUCUGGAAUGAUGCUUUCACAUCCUGGUGGUCCACCACGUUCUUCAAAAGGUUUACCACCGCCACAACUUUCAAAUGAUCCGAUGCAACAACAUCUUCAUCAUUUACCACCACCACAUUAUGUUAAAAUGCACAAUAUGGAUCCAUCAUUAGGUCCGCCACCACCCGGUCAUCCUCAACAACAUAUGCGUUUUGGACCUAUGAUGGACGAUGGUUUUGGUAUGGGACCACCACCACCAUCACAUCAUCCACAUCAUCCACAUAUGCAUCCACAUAUGCAUCCUCAUUCACAAAUGCAUCAUCAACAAAUGCAUCCAAAUGAUGGUCGACCACCACCACCGCCACAAGCCAUUAAUAAUACAUAUGUUUCAACGACUAUGUCAAUACAACAAUUAAAUAUUCAAAGUUUAGGUGCUGGUGGACCACCAUCUGAACUUCAGACAGGUACUAUUCAUUAUCAUGCACCAUCAGCUAAUGGUCCUGAUUCUCAACAACAAGGACCACCUGGACCUAAUGGUAAUAAUUCAAUGUUUUCUUCUCAACAACAACCACAACAAUUUGCAACAAUGAAUAAUAUGUCGAUAAAUGAUCCAUCAUUUGCACCACAGUUUAAUGAUCUUCAACCACCACCAUCUAAUCUUAGUGUAGAUGGCGGACAACCACCUCCUUAUUGGUGA
Messenger RNA from Adineta steineri, 3423 nucleotides. The record is from the annotation of a GenBank genome assembly. NCBI's taxonomy places the organism in Eukaryota, Metazoa, Rotifera, Eurotatoria, Adinetida, Adinetidae.